This is a messenger RNA of Neurospora hispaniola, 1212 nucleotides long. RefSeq lists its product as uncharacterized. The coding region runs from base 1 to 1212 and encodes 403 amino acids. The transcript has a single exon. Lineage: Eukaryota; Fungi; Ascomycota; Sordariomycetes; Sordariales; Sordariaceae. The record is from RefSeq and is a predicted model, not a curated record.
AUGGACAAUCAUCACUCCUCUUCCGCGCCAUCUUCCAAGCGCUCUUCCACCCUUUCACCGUCAGUCAAGAAAGCCCUUACUCUGAAGGAGCAGCGGGUACUAUAUGCUGCGAAAGCAAAAGCAGCUGGCAAAGAGGACGCCGAGCCAGCUUUCAGAACAGUGCAGGUGCCUAUUACCUCAGUCACUUCGAAACAUCUCAACAGGCGUGCUACCAAGCCCACAUCCAAGUCACCCAAAACGGCCCCUGCCGGAUAUGGACCCAAGGUCGUCAUGAAGGAGAAUUUGCGCCCCUCUUCGAAGUUUGCCGCAAAGACUUCUACCAUUUCACCGCCAGUCAACAAGAAGGCCCUGACAUUGAAGGAGCAACGGGCACUUUAUGCUGCCAAACAAAAGGUGGUAGUUGCCCCGGGUAUCCGUCGGGUUUCUUCCAGAACUGGAUCAGAGCCACUCAACAAGCGAUCUGUCAACCGCAACUACUCUACUUCGCCGACAGCUUCCGCUCUUGCUUCCGCCUCCUCAGUCGGUUCUCCUACAAGCCCACCAGUCGCCAAGAAGGCCCUGACGUUGAAAGAGCAAAUGGCGUUAUAUGCUGCAAGAGGGAAGGUCACUGCCCCAGUUCUUCGUGAGGUUCAAUCCAACGUUGAGGUGGGAACGCCCACCGAGAUAGCUGUAAGGCGCUACUACUCUUCUUCGUCAACCUCAACGAAAGCUUCCUCUUCCGCCUCUAUUUCGCCCAAGACAGAUCUAAACGAGUCUUCAGUCAUCUCUCGCACAAAUGCCAGCUCUUGUUCUCGGACCGCUACCAAAAACUCUGCCAGCUCGUCAUCUCGGGCUAGUCUCAGGACUUCGAAACCGCCUAUUUGCCCUCAGUCGGUGGUCAGGAAGGCACUAGCAAAGUUCGAGCAAGAAGAAGAGGCCGAGGCUGCACGUCAAAUGAGUCCCCGGGAAACUUCUACUUCUACUCCAGUGCCCAAGACCUCGGGGGGGUAUACCCUGAAAGAGCAGAUGAAGUCUGCUGCGGCCAAGAGAGCCGCCCUCAAGACGGCGGAUGUGGAGGAUUCAGCAAAGACUUCCUUCGCAGAAGGUUCCUCUACUUCGGGCAGGAAGAAGAGAUCACGAGAUGAGGCUUUGUUGGAUAACCGCAAGGAUGAUGGGUCGGGCUGCCAAAAGGAGUUUUUGUCCCGCGGAAAGAAGCGCGCAAAGUGGUGUUAG